AAUUCAAUGUUCCUUUAACAAUGACUUCUAAGACUUUCUUUCUAAUUGUUUUUCUGGGUUUUGCGGGAGUAUGCUAUACUGCAAAAGUUGCUCUUGUACCGAUGAGUCUAGGAAGUCAUAUUUUGUUUUUUGCCCGUUUUGGCGAGGCACUCGUGAAAGAGGGACACGAAGUUCACAUGAUAUUAUCAUCUACCGUAAAAAUUCCCGGAGGAGAUUCCACCUCAAAUAUAAUUUGGAAAAGAUUCGAAAUAAGCAAUCAUACGACAUCCUUAAAUUCUAAAAGAGCCUCUCAGGUACAUGUUAAUGUAGCAUUGGAUAAUUCAACUUUUGGGUUCAUUUGGUCUAUGCUACCAAUAGCUGAUUUAUAUAAGGAGGCUGUAGCGGGAGAAUGCGAGCAGUUAUUGAAUAAUUCACAAAAUUGGAAGAUUAUGGAAGAUGAACAUUAUGAUUUUAUUGUUUUGGAUUAUAUUUAUCCUGUUUGCCAUAUCGUUAUACCUUUUAAACUCAAUAUUCCUUUUGGAUUUCUUAGUAUACCAUCAUCAACAAUGAAUUUUAGAGUUCCGUCUUUGCCAUCAUUUGUUCCCUCCAGAGUACUUCCCACGGAUCUACCAAUGACUUUUAAGUAUAGAUUAAUGAACUUUCUAUUAGAAGGCUAUGCAAGACUGAUGGCAUCAUUCGUAUUCCCGUCUACAUAUCUAGAUAAAUAUUACGAAAAUACACGGGGAUUAACUGUAAUGAAUGCAAUGUCUGAGGCAUCAAUCUGGUUUUUUUUAGAAGAACAACUCGUUAAUACGCCUCAACCAAGGAUGCCAAAUACAGUUGAUGUUGGUGAAGUAGUCAUUCAAGAGAUUAAACCAUUAGAUAAAGAGUGGUCUUUGCGAAUAGAUAGUAUUAACCGUCCAAUAGUUAUUGUAUCGUUGGGUUCUUUCUGUAAUUUUAUACCCGAACAUUUAGAGGCGGAGUUUUGUAAAGCUUUCUCUGCAAUGAAACAGUUCUUUUUCAUAUGGAAAGUAGGCGAACUAGGUUUAUGCGAAGAAGAAAACGUUUAUACAUCAAAAUGGAUUCCCCAGAAAGAACUUUUGUCCAAUAAUAAAGUGAAAGUAUUCGUAACACACGCCGGAUUGAAUAGCAUUAUAGAAACAUCGUAUUACAGAGUCCCUGUAGCCAACGCUCCAAGUCAUGUCAUAUACUUUACGAAACUCUCUAAUGCUUUACAAAAAGAAGGUCAUGAAGCUCAUGUCUUGUUGUCCUCUAAUUCUGAAGUACCAGGGUUCGUUAAAGACUCCAAACAAACCCAAAUAAGAAUAUUCAACGUCAGUAAAGAGUCUAUAACUCUUAAUUCAGAAUACUCAUCUAAACUUCAUAUAGACAUUGCAUUUAGUAAAUCGCAACUGGAAGUCUUCAAAGGUUUGGGUAGACUUGUUAGUCUUCACGAGGAAGCGAUUGGAGCCGAAUGCGAGCAACUCUUGAACAAUACCGACAAUUGGAUGUCAGUUGAAAGAGAGCAGUACGAUUUCGCAAUUAUCGAUGUUCUCUAUCCUGCUUGUCAGCUAGCUAUACCGUUAAAACUGAAUAUUCCCUACGGAUUAUAUGGACUACCUAUAUUUAAUUUUUUGAUACGAGUUCCCUCUUUGCCUUCGUUCGUUCCAAAUAGGUUAUUGGCUCUCGAUUUACCUAUGACCUUUAGUCAAAGACUGAUCAAUUUUAUAUCUCAAAUGUUGCUUCAUUUCUUUUUCGUAUUCGGUCAGAAUGAACGAUAUUUUCGAAAGUACUUACCCACUAGACCAACGCUAGAUGUAUCGAACUCUUUUAUGAAUGCUUCGCUUUUCUUUUUCAUGGAAGAGCAAAUUCUAACAUUUUCACAACCAAGAAUGCCUAAUGCAGUUGAUGUAGGCGAUAUAAUUCCUCAAGAACCGAAACCUCUCGACGAAAAAUGGUCAAAAAUUGUUGAAUACAACUCAAAGCCCAUUAUCCUAGUUUCACUGGGAUCUUUUUGUAAUUUUAUCCCCAAGGCUAAGAAAGACGAAUUUUGCAAGGCGAUGUCUUUAAUGAAAGAAUAUUUCUUUAUAUGGAAAGUAGAAGAAUUAGGCGGUUGCAAAAAAGAAAAUAUCCACGAAACUAUGUGGUUUCCACAAAACGAUUUGUUAGCAAAUUCAAAAGUUAAGCUCUUUAUUACUCAUGCAGGACUCAAUAGUAUCAUGGAAGCUGUCUAUUUUGCAGUACCAAUUGUCAGUAUACCUGUAUUCGGCGAUCAGAUAAUGAAUGCUAAGGCUAGUGAAUCUAACAAUUAUGGUGAAACACUAUCGCUCAAAGAUUUUGUAGCAGAAGAUCUCGUAUCAUCUAUAAAGAAAGUAAUAAACAACAAUUCCUACAAGCAAAACGCUCAAAAGCUAUCUGAAAUGUAUAGGUUGAAGAGAGCACAUUCCAUUAGUAUAAAAAGAGCAUCCUAUCUCAUAGAUCAUAUCGUAAAGCAUGGCGAUGAAAAAUUAAAAUCUUCAGCAAUCCACCUAAAUAUAUUCCAAUUCCUUAUGUUGGAUAUUUACCUUUUUUUAACAUUGGCUGCUCUGUUUACAAUAAUUCUCCUGUUUGGUGUUUCUACUCGUUGCUAUAGAUUAUUUUCUAAACGGUCUAAUAAAAUAAAAGAGGAUUAA
Molecule: messenger RNA, 2651 nt
Organism: Dimorphilus gyrociliatus
Lineage: Eukaryota; Metazoa; Annelida; Polychaeta; Dinophilidae
Source: the annotation of a GenBank genome assembly